AUGUCUCUCAAGAAUGCACGUAGAGAAGACGAUCGCCAUGACUGCUUCCUUAAAUCUAAGCAUAUGAACAUCAGUAAGCGUGGAAGAUAUGGGAAAUGCAUAACUUCAAAGGUUUUGGAAUACCAAAUCGGCGUUUUCUGGGACAUGAAACCAUUUGUCGUUGCGAAACAAAGACUGCAAAUCAAAAUAGUGCAAUCAACUGGCAAAAUUGCAAGUGUAUUCCCCAGUUGGUAA
Dicrocoelium dendriticum is the source of this 234-nucleotide messenger RNA. The record is from the annotation of a GenBank genome assembly. NCBI's taxonomy places the organism in Eukaryota, Metazoa, Platyhelminthes, Trematoda, Plagiorchiida, Dicrocoeliidae.